This is a messenger RNA of Suillus subaureus, 234 nucleotides long. RefSeq lists its product as uncharacterized. Bases 1 to 234 code for a protein of 77 amino acids. The record is from RefSeq and is a predicted model, not a curated record. Lineage: Eukaryota; Fungi; Basidiomycota; Agaricomycetes; Boletales; Suillaceae. The transcript has 2 exons.
AUGCCCGAUGUGAAAGCAGAUAUACGACUCACCAUGCAGACAAUAACGUACUGCAAUGCAGCUGCGAUCGAGCAGCCAGCACAAGCUGAGUUCUCUUUGCAAAACCAGGGACAUUUAUCUGCGACAGCCGUGUCAGGAGCUUCAGCUGGCAUGGCAGAGAUUGAUGGUGAGGCUAAAACAGCAACGAGGGCGAUGACAAUUGCAGAGGAGAAACGCAUUAUUGUCGACUCGUGA